Messenger RNA from Bactrocera dorsalis (oriental fruit fly), 4317 nucleotides. It is a transcript of the gene daw, whose product is annotated as inhibin beta A chain. Gene Ontology annotation, biological process: SMAD protein signal transduction. NCBI's taxonomy places the organism in Eukaryota, Metazoa, Arthropoda, Insecta, Diptera, Tephritidae. Gene Ontology annotation, cellular component: extracellular region. The coding region runs from base 1844 to 3694 and encodes 616 amino acids. The record is from RefSeq and is a predicted model, not a curated record. Gene Ontology annotation, molecular function: cytokine activity; growth factor activity. The transcript is spliced from 5 exons.
UAAUGAGUGCACAAAAUUAUUAGCCGCGCACAGUAAACUCUAUUAUUUUGCUUUUUGUUUGUAGGCGCUUCAUUUGGCAUUGCUUAUCUUGGGAAUUUCUUUGCGGAUUAACGGCAUGCCAAAUUCAGAUAAAUUACUAGGGCGCCGGGAAUAUUCUUGAAUGCAACAGCUGCGCUGCGGCUGCGGCGUCAGUAAAAAAUAGCACAAAAACGUGUCUGACUGUGUUAGCGCCACGAAUUGCAAAUUCUUGCGGGCGAUAUAAUUAAAGCUGCGAUCACUUCUUGCAUACGGUUUUUGUUGUAGCACCUUUCCUUCCGCUCAGCGUUCAGCGUUCAGAGCUCGGGGUACAUGUGCUAUGUAAUUUUGCCAACGCUUGCAUAAAUAUCUUAUACUACAUUUUUGCUUUGCUGCAAUGCGAAGCCCUCGUCCGCGCAGUGACGCGCGGCAAUGUGCGUCGUUGAAUGGGUUGGCUUGCGACCCAAACGUAAUCACGAUCGUCUGGCUGACGUAGGAGAUUCGAUUUAUUACAAUGCGCACGCAUACAAACGCGCCCGCGUUCAUACAUUUUACAUGCCUCGGCAUACCUUUACCUAUUGCAGAUACACAGCCGAAAUGUGCGCGCGCGCUUGAGUGUGUGUGCAUGGCAAAUGUUUGACGAUCUCUUUUGGUUACUAUCUGCUUGGCCGUCAGCUAAGCGCAUACGGUGUGUAUGUGCAUGUGCGCCUCUAAAUUGCAAGCAAUGUCUGCAUACUUGAUAUUUCAAUGUUUGGGCCAAGCGCUCACGCUCAGCGCGCUUUGCUUUGUAAGCUGAUGCAAUUUCAUUAGUGAUUUCAUGACGAAAGGUAAUCGCUCUCUGUCUACAUAGUGCAAGCUUGUAUAUUUUUUGCAUAAACAUACACAUUCACGUGUGCACAAAAAAGUGUAGAAGGCAAUUUAUGAGCACAUACAUACAUACAAACAUACUUAACCACUUACAUGGCGGCAUACUUACACUCAAACACAUAUACAUAUAGAGUUUUUAGUGAGCAAAUUGUGAAUGUCUCAAGUAGCCGGUGGGCCGAGCGUCAAAGGGCGGUUGCGCGGUGUGACGGGUGUAGCGUUCGCCCAAUUGCUUCGUAGCUGUAAGCGCCGCGAUUGCUUUGAUCACUUACUAGUGACGCGGCGCUGCUAGUGCUGGUGCUGCUGCUGCCGCUGCCGCCGCCAGAGCGUUUCGUAGUUUAUUAAUAAAUCUAGUGCGCUCGUUAGGCUGUCACUUCAUUCAUCAAAUGUGUCGCAAGGUGGCAAGACGCGUGUCGCGGCGGUGUCUACUUAAAAAGCUAUAAAUCACACAAACGUAACGCGUUCGAAAGGGUUACUAAAUAUAUGGCAACAAAUUGCAAGUGUUUGGAGGAAGUUAACUCUAAAGUAUUUCAAGUACCAAAAAUGCAGAUAAGCUUGUAGCUUCUUGAAAAAAAAGAACAAGUGCACUCAGGCGCAAUUUCAUGACACAUUCGAAUAUUUUCAAAGCCCACAAAGUGAAAAAUCCCAGUGCCUAUAAUUUUUUCCAAAUGAAUUUGCUUUAAUAAAAAGUGUUAAAAAUAUAAAAAACAACAAAAGCAACAACUUAAAACAAAGCUAUAGUGUAAACCACCUCUAUGUUUUUAAAACAACAACGGACUAAAGUGGGGUUUUUAAUGUUACCAAAAAGAUAGUAAAUCAGUGAACAUACAACAACACAACAUAUAUUUGCAUAGCUAACAAAACAAGUGAAUAUUAACGGUAAAUAAGUAAUUUAAACGCCGUCAACUUCAAACACCAAAGUAAACGCCAACAACGCACACCGUCCAAACUACUAAGCACAGCCAUGGCCAAGUGUUUUAUCCUAUUCAUACUGAUCGCCUUCGUCGUGCUCGAUCACAGCAUCAUCUAUGGACGUUACCACAGUGACACAUACGGUACGAGCGACUCUGACAGCCGGCAAGCGAUUGCACAUCACAUGCGUCCAACACAACACCACAAUCACCGGCAACUACUGCCGGCGCACACAUUGCCACAUACAGGCAAACGUACGCUGCAUGUGAAGAACAAUCGACCGCGUGUUGCUAAGUCGCGACGCAUACGACAGUCGUCGUGGCAAGAGAAUGUGCCGCCAGAUACUAUAAGUAGCGCAGAGCAGCGUGCGGAACGCGAAGAAGCCGAAGCGGCGCUGCGACGUUACGUGCACAUACAACGCCACAUGGCGCAUCAGCAGGAGCAUCUGCUGCAUCACCAAGAAGAAUACGGACGUAACCAAAAGCAUAGGGCGACGCAAACACAAGAGUGGCGAACCGAAGAACAGCAACAGCAACGCGAUGUGCCGCUGUAUCCAUUUAAUAUGCGCAUGCCGCGUAUUUGGCAGCACUUAGGCGGCACCGCGGAUGUAAUGCUCGGCGAUGCGCCGAGCUAUGACAGCGUAGAGACACAACGUGUCGAUGUGUCACUGCCGCUGACGGAGACCACUAGCGAUUCUGAUGAGCUGGAUGAUUUUUUGGCGCCCACUGUGGAAGCAGAGCAGAGCAAUUCGCUGGAAUCGGAGUCGGCGUCGUCGGAAAAGGAGCAAAGCUCGGAGACUGUAAGGCAAGAAGGAAGCAGCGGCAAGACCGAUUGUCCAAAAUGUGAGAGCAGUCGGCGCGUGGAACACAUCAGCGAGGAAGAGCUGACACUGCUGCGCAUCGAGUAUGUGAAACAACAGAUUUUGGAGAAGCUGCGGCUGAAAGAGCGUCCCAAUGUGUCGGCGGUCAGUUUGCCCAAACCUAUUUAUGAGGGCACAACCAUCGAUGAGGAAGAAGAGGACAGCGCUAAAAAUAAGGAAGUCGAUGAUUACUAUGCGCGUACGAGCAAAAAGUUCAUCUUCCUGCAGAGAGAAAAACGCGAAUGUCAGCGUUUGGGCACGAAUUCAUCCAUGUGCUUCUCGUUCAAAAUAGACGAUGCUGAUGCUGAUGGCUUUGAUGUCAAUACCGCUGUGCUCUGGCUCUUCAAGAGUAAAAGCAAACGCACGCAUAGACGAAAAGCCGCGCGUACAAGUGCGCAAACCAUUGUCGUAUCGGAAGUGCAGCAAAACACACACCCGACCUAUUUACCCGUCGUGAAAACCAUCGCCAUACAGGCGAUCGAUGUGCAAGACGAAUGGAUGAAGAUCGAUAUUGAAUGGCCCAUUAAACGUUGGUUUGGCAAUCACGAUCUCAGCCAUCUCAUACACAUCUCAUGCCGCACUUGCGACAUGGCCGCAAUGGAGGAUAUGAUAUCCGUUGACAAGGAUUAUCGGCCCUUCAUAAUGGUCGAUACGCGUAAUCGGCGGCGCGCUUCACGCCAGAAACGUGGCAUCAAUUGCACCGACGGUGUGACGGAGUGCUGCCGUGAGAAGCUCUACAUCUCAUUCGAUGAGAUCGGUUGGGGUGAUUGGAUCAUUCAACCGCGCGGCUAUGAUGCCUACUUCUGUCGCGGCACCUGCGGCAGCGUAGCCAGUGUGGCACAGUCGGCGACGCAUCACAGCGCCUUCCUGCAGAAAAUUGCAUUGUCGCGACGCAACAACCGUGACAGCAAACCGCUUGAGCUGGUACCUUGCUGCACCGCCAAACAGUAUUCUCCGCUGAAGCUCGUCUUUAUGGAUAGCAAUAAUACUGCGACACAGAAAACCUUUCCGAAUAUGGUUAUUGAGUCGUGCGGCUGUCGGUAGUCGUAUCGUUGCGUCGCUCGCGACGCCAGCUGAAUGCAUACUGUAUUAUCGCGUUAGUUUGUAAGCUUAUUUGUCUCAAAUGUCUCGCAUUAAUUUGAAAAUCCAUAAACAUUGCAUGCAUGACCGUUUUGUAAUUAUAAGUCUCAUUCAGUUAUCUUUAAGUAAACAUUUGUUUUUCCAUCCAACCAAUUUAGCAUUAUCGUUGUUAAACCGUUUAGUUUUUUUGUUGCAAAUGCUCAUUGAACUUAAAUCGCUGCCAUAAAAUAAUUAAUUUAUAUCUAGGCUUAAUUGAUUUUAACAUUUUCUGCUGUUUUUUAUAAGAACUGCUCAGUACUUAAGCUCUCGAAGAGAUAUUAGUUACUAUAACUGUUAAGAUUUUGUAUUAAUUAGAGUUUUACCAAAAAUAAUUUAAGUAGUUACGUUUUGGAAUUGUAAACAUUUAGUUCAAUUUCUAGUUAAUUAAUAUUUUUUAAGGCUUAGUUGUUAUAUUGGGAAGCUCGAGCGCCAUUAGCAUAUUUAACAAAUAUAGAAUUAAAACUAACUUUAACUAAAAUAAGCUAAAAUGAAAAAAUAAAAUCCAAAAAUGUACUUUGUAAACACUGUAAGAUAAACACUCUUUUUCU